CCGAUUUGAAAUGCACCAUUGAUUCAGAUUCAAAGCUAUGGUUCUCCGAUCCGGAACCUUUGGCUUGUACCUCUGCGUAGUGUUUUUAGCCAGCAGCUGUGGAAAGCCCAGGCUGUACUUCGGUAUCUGCCAUGGACCCGAGAGGGGCAAGUGCCUGCCCAUCGAGGAGUGCGUGGAGGAGCUGGGUUUUGUCCAGGCCAAGGAUUCGGCCGAGUGCUUCCACACGGUCUGCUGCCUGCAGACCCGUCUGGCAUACUCGCAAUCGAUGAAGGACUACUGCAACAGCGAUCCAAAGCCUCACAUUUCCAAUGGAGAGCUGGCCAAUAUCCGGGAAUUCCCCUGGAUGGCCAUGUUGCUGUACGGAGAUCGGCUGCUGCCCAAGUGCGGCGGCUCCCUGGUGGGCAAGAAGUGGGUCCUCACCGCCGCCCAUUGUGUGCCAAGCAUGGAGAAUCACGAGGAGAAACUGCGUCUCGUUCGUCUGGGAGUGUGGGAUGUUCGGCAAACUAAGGAUUGCCGGGGGCCCAACUGCACGCCACCCCCCGAGGACUUUCCCAUCGAAAGGGCCAUUGUGCACGAGCUGUACCGACCCUACGGCACUAUUGGGACCAAUACGGAAAAGCACUCCAACGACAUUGCCCUGCUGCUUCUUGGCCGGGUCGUCACCUACACGCAGUUCAUUCAGCCCAUCUGCCUGCCACCGUUGUUUAUUCCCUCCCGCAAAGAUGUCUAUGCGGACUACAACCUGACCAUCGCCGGUUGGGGUCGCACCAAUGGCCUGUCAGUGACCACCAGCACUGUGAAGAUCAAGGCCCAGGUUAAUGGCUGGUCCACGGAAAGCUGUAAAAAGCAGUACUCGGACGUGACUUGGGGUCAGAUGUGCGCCGGAGGCGGCGCCACCAUGAAGGGAAGCUGCUUUGGCGACUCCGGCGGCCCGGUGAUGGACGACAACCAGCUGGUGGGUAUCAUCUCGCUGGGUGGGUCCAAUUGCGGUUCCGAUCGCACACCGAUGGUCGUCACGCGGGUGGAUACCUUUAUGGGAUGGCUGGCGCAGCACAUGCAGUUCUCACUAUGAAAUCAAUGCGUUGUGACAUAGAGCCAACCUCAACGAAGCCAAGAAUACGAUUUGUGUUAUGUCAAGAUCCUGUGAUUAUUAUUGAAAUUCUCUUUUUGGAGUAGUUAAAAAAA
Drosophila subpulchrella is the source of this 1185-nucleotide messenger RNA. RefSeq names its product spaetzle-processing enzyme-like. The record is from RefSeq and is a predicted model, not a curated record. Bases 38 to 1072 code for a protein of 344 amino acids. NCBI's taxonomy places the organism in Eukaryota, Metazoa, Arthropoda, Insecta, Diptera, Drosophilidae. Gene Ontology annotation, biological process: proteolysis. The transcript has 2 exons. Gene Ontology annotation, molecular function: serine-type endopeptidase activity.